This is a messenger RNA of Sphaerodactylus townsendi, 4255 nucleotides long. RefSeq names its product cleavage factor polyribonucleotide kinase subunit 1 (gene CLP1). The record is from RefSeq and is a predicted model, not a curated record. Lineage: Eukaryota; Metazoa; Chordata; Lepidosauria; Squamata; Sphaerodactylidae. Gene Ontology annotation, molecular function: polynucleotide 5'-hydroxyl-kinase activity. The transcript has 3 exons. Gene Ontology annotation, cellular component: nucleus; mRNA cleavage factor complex. Gene Ontology annotation, biological process: tRNA splicing, via endonucleolytic cleavage and ligation. Bases 146 to 1423 code for a protein of 425 amino acids.
UAGGAAGGGGGGGGGCAGGUUCUAGAGGCACACGCGCAGCCGGACGUAUCUCCUUACUUCCGGUGCAACCGGCACUUCCGCCGCCUGUUCUUCUUGGGGUGGCUUCGUGUGGUGUGGAUCCUUUAGGAGUUGUAAGGAGAUCAAGAUGGCAGAGGAAGCAGGGGAUGAAAAGAAACUGGUGGCCAAAUUUGAGCUGGAGAGGGAAACAGAGCUCCGCUUUGAGGUUGAAGCCUCACAAACUGUCCAACUGGAGCUUCUGACAGGCAUGGCUGAGAUCUUUGGAACUGAACUGACUCGCAAUAAGAAAUUCCCCUUUGAUGCUGGUGCUAAAGUGGCUGUCUUCACUUGGCACGGCUGUUCGGUACAACUGACUGGCCGAACUGAAGUGGCCUAUGUGUCCAAAGACACCCCCAUGCUGCUGUACCUCAACACCCAUACAGCCUUGGAGCAGAUGCGGUGGCAAGCUGAACGUGAAGAUGAACGGGGUCCUCGUGUCAUGGUGGUGGGCCCCACGGAUGUUGGCAAGUCAACUGUUUGCCGCCUGCUACUGAAUUAUGCUGUGCGCUUAGGGCGCCGACCCACUUUUGUAGAGCUAGAUGUAGGCCAAGGCUCAAUCUCUAUCCCAGGCACUAUGGGGGCUCUCUACAUUGAACGACCUGCAGAUGUCGAAGAAGGCUUCUCAGUUCAGGCUCCCCUUGUGUAUCACUUUGGGUCCACUACACCUGGUACUAACAUCAAGCUCUAUAAUAAGAUCACAUCCCGUUUGGCUGAUGUCUUCAACCAGCGCUGUGAGGUUAACCGUCGAGCUUCAGUCAGUGGCUGUGUCAUCAAUACUUGUGGGUGGGUGAAGGGAUCUGGGUACCAGGCACUUGUACAUGCUGCUUCAGCAUUUGAAGUUGAUGUUGUAGUAGUGCUGGACCAGGAACGCCUUUACAAUGAAUUGAAGCGGGAUCUGCCCCACUUUGUUCGAACAGUGCUGCUCCCUAAGUCAGGUGGAGUAGUGGAGCGGUCCAAGGACUUCCGACGGGAAUUCCGUGAUGAACGCAUACGUGAAUACUUUUACGGUUUCCGAGGGUGUUUCUACCCACAUGCCUUUGAUGUCAAGUUCUCAGAUGUCAAGAUAUACAAGGUGGGAGCCCCCACCAUCCCUGACUCAUGUCUGCCCCUGGGCAUGUCACAAGAAGAUAACCAGCUCAAGUUGGUACCAGUUACACCUGGACGUGAUAUGGUACACCAUCUGUUAAGUGUUAGUACUGCUGAUGGCACUGAUGAGAACAUCUCUGAGACUAGUGUGGCUGGUUUCAUUGUAGUCACUGGAGUGGAUCUGGAGCGACAGGUCUUCACAGUGCUCUCACCAGCGCCUCGUCCUUUGCCCAAGAACUUCCUGCUUAUCAUGGACAUUCGUUUCAUGGAUCUCAAGUAGACAGACUCCCUCAUAAAUAAAACCAUUAAGAUCAUGAGUGGAACAGUGUUACGACAUAGACUGGGGAAGGGAGAAAGAAAGGAAUCCUCAUAUGUGAAGAGCACAAUUUGGAAAUAAUCCUUUCUGUUUUACUAUCCUUUAGAAAGAACCACUGAGUAGAUAGGUUAGAUAUUUAUUAUUACGGCCUUUUGGCCAGCCAAUAGUUUAAAGAACCACUGAGUAGAGUGGUAGAGGGUGAAACUGGGAAGAUUUGUGGAUUUGUGUUUAUGACCUUUUAUAAAAGAGAAAAAAGGUGUGUGAGAAUGUUGGCUCACUAGCAUUCUUCCUUAUGUCUCCUUUCAUCUGAGAUUUCAGGCUCUGAAACUGGAAUCCUUUCCUAUCCUUUCACUGUUUUAUCUCAGUGAGAUUCUCUUGAGAGGGCAAAGUCUUUUAUAUUUUUUAAAAGCAAUAAAUUCCUUAAAAAGUUGUUGUUUUGAUAAAUAGGCAUAUUUGUGCUUCUUACAUCUAAGUAAAGCCUUAACAUAAAUACAUAAAGGGUAGGGCUAGGCAAGUGGAAAUGUUUUUAUUUGGCAUACAAAUUAUAAAAAUAAUUUCAUUUACGAGGUAGAAACAUUCAAAAUAUUUAAAAAGAAAAUGGUGGCCACUGAAAAUAGUUGAGGAGUUGGACUUACAAAUACCUCUGCCCGUUUUCAUACCAUAAGGUAGCAAUUAAAAAUACAGAGGGAAAAGAGUUACAAGAACCCAUAUUGUGAUGUGUUACAGCAUUUUAGUGUCAGAAUUAUCAGGAGAUUAGAGUGUAAAGGCCAGAAUUUAAAACUGAACUGAACAGUUAUGUUUUCCAAAAUGUGAGCCAGUAUUUGAAAGUUCCUGUUGAAUCUGAACCCUCUCCACCUCUAAAUCAGGUCAUUGGAUCAGAGUACAGGUUUGAAUUUAAAAAUGCCAUGUAGUGGCCCAUGACUAGCCGCAACUAUGAUUAAACAUGGCUAUGUAAAUAAAUGCUUGAGAUUAUUUUUAUACACUCUUGGAGUUGGUCCAGGCAUCAGUGCUCCCUAUCCAUGCUUGAAAACAUAGGCAGGAUGGAGGGCUGCUGCUUAAACUCUGCAAUUCAGUCUAAAGCAGACAGUGUAGGUAAACAUACUGGUGAAGGAAGGGAGAAGAGAUAACACUUCUGUUCACUUCAGGGUCCUUUCCUUCAUGCUGUAGUUCUCAACCAGUCUCUGUAACUUUUAAAAUGGUGGUUGAAACAUUUUUUUCCCUUUUGAUCUAACUGUCACUAUUGUCAAAAUUGUCAAGUUGUGAGUUCUCAGACAGUUUGCAUUCGUGGCAGUUAGACCUGCAGAGCCCAAGCAAUGCAUAGUUCAGCUGUUUUGAGGCUCUGAGUUAGGUAGCUUCAACAGACCAAAGAGAGGGAAUUCAGCAACACAGAUCUAUGUAUUUUAAUUGCUAUCAUAUUGCUAUUUCAUUAUCAAGUAAUAGUUCAUACUUAAUAUGUGAUUGUUUUCUUCCCUCAAUCCAGAUUUGAAGUUCCCAUGCAAUUUGUAAGUUUUUAUGUUUAAUGUGUUUUUUUAUUAGGCACUGAAUUUCUCAUAUGAAUACAUUUCAAAAGUGCCAUUUUAAUUAAUUCUGAAGUGGUUAGUACAGGUGCGCUGAAACAGAGACUAAACUUUUAUUGACCUGAUGUGAAGGGUUUUUAUUCCCAUUUUUUCUUAUGGAGACAGUAUUGAUCACCGUUCAAAACAAUCACCAUUCAAAACAGUUUCGUUCACAUCAAUUCUAUAAAUGCUGGAAUAGACGCUAUAGUCAGUCAGGCAAUCAACAUUAUUCUGCAGAACUUCUCGAUGGCUUAAAACAAGGAUAUCUGAAGAACUGUCUUGAACAGUGUUUUAUAUCACUUUGGUUGGCCCCAAUAAAAGGCAGUUCAUAGAUUAUGUUGUUCUUGAAUUUUGCCUGAGUGAAGAUGGAGAUGAAGCCUUUAUAGUCUGCUCCCAGGCUCUGCUGUCUACUCACAUUUUCAAAGUUAAAACAGUUCACCAUUAGCUGCAGGGUCUUCUCAGCUGCAGUGCUUCAGAUAUACGGUAGCCAACUGGCUUAGAGAAAAGUGUCCUGUCCCUUUAAUAGAGGCUUAAUGUGUGGAAAUGAGCAGCUUAAAGUUUUUCAUGGUGAGUAUAAGUAAAUAACAUCCCAUUAGUCUUUAUCAAAGGGAUAAGACAUUUUUCUCCAAUCAUGUUGGCAAUCCAGCUCUGAUGAGGAAAACUCCUGCUCUCAGCUAUGAAUCUAACAGUGGUUCUCAGCUUGGGGGUUGUGACCCCUUUAUGGGUCGAAUGACCCUUUCACAGGGGUCGCCUAAGACCAUCAGAAAACGGUCUUUUUAUAUUUUAUAUAUACCAAUUUUAUGGUUGGGGGUCACCACAACGUGAGGAACUGUAUUAAAGGGUCGCAGCAUUAGGAAGGUUGAGAACCACUGAUCUAACAUACAGCUUUUUCAAUUUCUCUUUUCGGUCUAUUGACUUCAGUAGACUUAGACAGCUGUAACUCUUCCUAAAAUGGCACUGUUACUUGCCCGGAUUUUUAUGCAACUCGUAUUUAAAACAAAUCCCUUCUAUUCUUGAUAUAUAAGAACGUUGAUCUAUUUGUUCUGUUUUAAUGCUAUCUUUAUAGUUUGGUUUUGAUCUUUGCUUCAUAUAUGGAUGCUUAUAGGCUGUGUUUUAUUUGAGUUACCGUUGAACAUAGUGAGACCUACUUAUGAAUAGACAUACAUAGGACUGUGCUGGAAGUUCAUAAGUUCUAAUUUUUUCCUGGUUUUGUAGAUUAAAAAAAUACUUUUUGAAUGUU